GUGCAAUAUACAUGUGAACCAGAAGAGCUUCCUAGUGGAGAAGUUCAGCCUCGAUGCUUCCCUAUCCCUCGUAUCUUUAGGAUAUGUCCUAACCGUCCUGCCGUGGAAAUCACGAAACUUAUCAAGAUCGACCUCAAGACAGGAGAGAUUGAAAUGCCGGACGAGUCUAGUGCCCUUCUUCCCAAGGGUAAACACUGGCGAGAUAUACGUCGAUACGACACUGAAGCCGUAGCUGGAUCGAGUGGUUGA
Messenger RNA from Suillus plorans, 249 nucleotides. RefSeq lists its product as uncharacterized. The transcript has 3 exons. The annotation marks the transcript as partial. Lineage: Eukaryota; Fungi; Basidiomycota; Agaricomycetes; Boletales; Suillaceae. The record is from RefSeq and is a predicted model, not a curated record.